Molecule: messenger RNA, 4059 nt
Organism: Topomyia yanbarensis
Lineage: Eukaryota; Metazoa; Arthropoda; Insecta; Diptera; Culicidae
Product: zinc finger protein Xfin-like
Exons: 4
Coding region: 458-3415 (985 amino acids)
Biological process (GO): regulation of transcription by RNA polymerase II
Cellular component (GO): nucleus
Molecular function (GO): RNA polymerase II transcription regulatory region sequence-specific DNA binding; zinc ion binding; DNA-binding transcription factor activity, RNA polymerase II-specific
Source: RefSeq, a predicted model, not a curated record
CCGUCGUCCGUCAAGUUUUCAAAGCUUUGUGUGUGCGAGAACUGCCUAUUUGAGAUGCUGACAAGAUUACCACGACGGGUUGCUGUUGCUUGCGGACGGACGGAACACACAUUUCGGGACGUGAGGAGAAUCGCAGUAACCUUGGUUUGUUCGGGUGUGCGCUAGAUUCUUUUUUUCGGUAACAUUUCCGCGUGCUUCUAGACCGGAAGUGAUUGCAGAAACGGAGCGGUAGUGUUUCUUUUUGUUUACGAUUAUUCGAGGAAGAAUAAUGUUUUGAAUUAGUACGGUGUCACGGAUUUUUCAUCGACGACGUUGUCACUUACGACAGAGAGACAGCGAUUAAGCAACUUUUUUCACGGAGCAGAACAAGGGAAGGAGCACUGAAAAAAGAAGAAAAGGGUGGUUCAGCACGGUGACGGAUUUUUUGCGUAGAUUGCGGUUUGAGGGCGACUACGUAAUGAAUGAGAUUGAGGUGAAACAGGAAAAAGAUGUGGACGUGGACGUGCAGCAUCAGGGCGGAACGGCUGCAAGUGAUGAAAAUUGUGGAUCUGAUCAGGAAAUUGUGGUCGGAAUCGAUGAGGAUCAUAUAAAAUUUCUGACCAGCAUGGCGUCCGGUGAUGAUUCACUGGAUUGCCCACCGGAAAUAGGUGGUAGUGGCAGAAUGAGCCCAGCAGAUCAGGGUGAAGAGGAGGAUGAAGAUGUUAUGGCUGCAGCAGAAUCAAUUUUAUCGAGAACGGCAGAACGGACAAACCAGCCAAUAUAUCACUGCGAGUACUGCAAUAAGAGCUUCACUUGGCUUAAAUCCCUCACGGUGCAUCUUCGCACUCAUACCAACGUAAAGCCGUAUAAAUGCGAAUUAUGCGAUAGGUCUUUUGUAAGGUCCGAUUAUCUCAAAUACCACAUCAUAAAGUCCCAUGAAACUAACGAACAGGUUUUUACCUGUACUGCUUGUUCCGGAGUUUUUGCGACUAAUCGAGGUUUGCUGCGGCAUAUUCGUACCGAACAUGGCGGACAUAUUGAACGGAGGGAAAUAAAUUCCACGAGUGUGGACUGUCCUUCGGACAGCGGAUCGUUCGCUGAAGUUGAUGAACAUGGAAAGUUUGCCUGUACUUACUGCGACGAGUCUUUCGUUGCUCGCAACCAGUUAGUGGAUCACAUGAAACGUCACUUGGGCGAAAAACCAUUCCGAUGUGAUCUUUGUACGAAAUCCUUUAUUCGACAGGAUUUCCUGCAAUGUCAUCGUUCCAACCAUUUGAAAUCAAUGGAUUAUAAGCAGAAUGGAUUUCCGUCUGAAACAUCCAAACGACCACGAAUCAGCCUGAAGAAAAUGGAAGAUCUGGUACAAUCCAAUUCUGCUUCUAGGGCAGAGUCGAGCGAUGAUGAAGCGGAUGAAGGCGGUGCAAGCUCUUCGGAUAGCGAGAACCAGGAUGAGUUGGAUGUGGAAGAAAGCGAAGAACAGAGAAGUUUACUGGCAGCGUUACUGAAAGAGGUUUCCAAAACGGACGACGAUCGACUUCAGUGUCCGCGGUGCGAGAAGACAUUCCCGGAGCAGUCAGCGUUGAAGAUGCACCUAAGGACGCACACUGCGAUUACCCCGUUCAAAUGCCCACUAUGCAGCUUGGCAUUCAUUCGAUCCGACUAUCUGAAGAACCAUCUGAAGAAACACAUCGAAGACAAUGGCGAGGAUCCCGGAGCGCCAGGAGCAAUUGAUACCUCUACCUUAUCGUUCAGCAUGUCCAGCUUUGCAAACACAGUAACUGCCGCAACAUCGUCACAAUCGUUGCUCAAACCGAUUAGUGCUCGGCCGCAGUCGACUGGAAUCUCACUGCUUAAACCACCCGAGGAGAGAAAACCUCCCGAUCAGCAAGAGUACUGCAUCCGAACUGAUGACGGUAAAUUCAUGUGCACAGUGUGUGAACGGGUGUUCUCCCAUCAGCAAACCGUACGUAUUCAUUUUCGGAUCCAUACCAACGAGAAACCGUACAAAUGUAGUCACUGCUCCGAAUCGUUUAUUCGGUCGGACUAUCUGGAGAGGCAUAUGAAGGUGCACUGGAAAGAUGGUCCGGGCAUCCUGCCUGCGAUGGUGGGAAGGAGCUCUUUGGUUCCAUUUGGGGCGUCGGAUAGUAGUGACUCGACGAGUCCCCAGAAACUGACCAUUGGUCGGGCUGGUUUACUCCCGGAGAACUAUCACUUUGUCGAAGCAGGUGAUGGUCAGUAUGCAUGUAAAAUUUGCGAACAAGUAUUCACACAUAGUGAUUCAUUGCGGAAGCAUGCGCUCACCCACACGGAGGAAAAACCUUUCUUCUGCGAUAUCUGUGAUCGAUCUUUCAAUAGGGUCGACUACCUUAAGGAGCAUUUCAAAUCGAAACGGCACCGACAAGCGCUAGCUGAGACGAACGGCGAGACGAUCGAAGAAGAUGAUGAUUCCACCACCGAUACAAGUCUUACCGGACGUAUGGCCAAGACAAAGUCCCCGAUCAGCCCCAUGACGAAUGCUCUGGCAGAACGAAUAGAAUUCCAGCGAACCGAUGACGGCCGCUACAAGUGUACAGAGUGUGACAAAACGUUCGUCACGGCGGUUACACUUAAAAUGCAUCUGCGGUUACAUACGGGCGAGAAGCCGUACAAGUGCAGCAUGUGCAGUAUGGCAUUUAUUCGGUCGGAUUACUUGAAAACGCAUGAAAAAAUACACCGACAGGAAGCGUACAUGAGUCAUCGACGGAUGAGGGUUAAGGAAGAUGAUGACGAUGACGAUGGCGUAGAUAGAAGUUCUGGCGAUGAAUCGGGAGAUGAGACUGGUAUGCACCAAGUGCAUACGACGGGUGACUACAAUGGUCGGCUAGAUGUCAAACAAGAUCCGGAGAUACAUAUCGAGGAUACAGUUGCCGUUGAUGAUGGUGAGGAAGCUGAAGAGGAGGAGGAAGAAGAGGACGACAGUGAAGAUGAACAGGUUAUUGAAGUGAUGGUGAAAGAGGAAGACUCCGACGAUGACGAAACUGAAGAGGAAGAUGACGAAGGGGAAGAAAAUCAGGAUGACCAACAAGAGGAGGAGGAAGAGGAAAAUGAUAACAAUAAUAGCUACGAGAACGAGGAUAGUGCAUCGAGGGCAAGUGGUGGAGCCGGGUCCGAACCCACUGGUCCAAAGACCAAACACCGCUGUCAUGUUUGUAGAAAGGAAUUUGCCUGGCCCAAAUCCCUGAAAAUUCACCUCAGGACGCAUACUGGUGAGCGGCCUUACGAGUGCGAGGUGUGUGGGAAAAGCUUCACCAGAUCCGAUAGCUUGAAGGCGCACCGUAAUACACACGGUGAUGUCAGGGUGCUACAGUGCCAUUUGUGUGAUGCAAGCUUUACGAAUGAGAGCGGUCUGAUACGACAUCAAAAGUUGGAACACGGUAUAGAACCACUGGAUGUUUGAGAGUAGAUAUGAGCACAUCGUACCUCAGAAAAGAAUUGUUUUCACCAUUUUCGUCCAUUCACCAUGUUACAAGCAUACAAAAAGUGAUGACAAUACCAUUCUGGAAGCACCACCACUUGGAAUUUAAUACACGAUGAUAUCCAACACUGCACUCGUAGUAGCAACAAGUUGGCAUGGUUUUUAGUCGUACACCACCGCCCAUCCAAAUAGUUAGAAACUCUGCGGCUAUAGAACCAUAUUUUUACUAGACUACAAUAUGUAUGUAUAGUAGUAUAUGAAGAAAUUUGAAUUUCUCAUUUUUCAUGGUUUUAUUAUCAUAAUCAAGCAUAGAUGAUAGUACGGCGUUAGGCAGAAUAGGAAGUCGUUGCUGUGGUAAUAUUUUGAUCGACUCACUGCGUGAGUGUUCCAAUGAUGUACAGAUUUCUCUGGUGUCUGUAAAAAUGAUUUAAACAAAACUUUUAAUUUGAAAAAAUCUUGUUUGUGUAAAGAAAAAUCACUAGCAUUUGUUUUGCGUCUCUGACAUUUUAUUUUCCAGUGUAUGAUAAAAUAGAAACAGGUGGAAAACAAUUGCAUACAUUUUAUAUGCAAACAAUUUCCGAAGAUGUUAGAUUUUUCACAAAGUAUGUAUAUUUGUAUUAUUUGAA